UGACUAUUGAACCACACAGCACUUUGUCUCUAGAAAAUAAAUUUCCAAACAGAGAAGGGGCAACACAAAAAUGAAGAAGGGUCUCUCCUUUGUGCUGCUGCUGAUCCUUGUGAUCAUCCACUACAAGGUAGUCAACGCCAACAACAACAACUGUGUUACAGAGGAUUGCCUCAUUGGUCAUAGUUUGGAGUCAGAGUUCUCGUUUGGCUCCCAUGUGGCAAGAAUGCUCUAUGAUGUGAGCCAAUCUGUGUCUGGCCAAACAGGGAAUAGCAACAAUGCUGCUGUUAAUUGUCCAGAAAGCAAUGGUUAUCGUAGCUGCUUGCCAUCUCAAAACGGUGGUGGCCCUAACCAAAAUUGCGGUGAUUACACCAGGACUUGCUAAGAAAUAUAUUACCAGCAGGUAUUUCAAUUCUGAUUUCAAGGUUGUCAUAUUAUUGAGAUUGUCAUAAUCUGAAGAUGCGUGUAAUAAUUGUUGCUGUCGGUUCAUACUUGUGUUGUGGAUGUAUUAUUGUGUAUCACAUGUAGUCUUGGUUAUUAAAUGUUGAUAAGAAUAGUAUUCCAUUGGAGAUGGAAAAGUUUGUGAGAAAUAUAUUACCAGCAGGUAUUUCUGGAAUUUUGUUUUCUACACAGUGAAAUUCCAGCUGUUAUUAUCAGUUAUGAGAUUGUGGCACAUAAAAUAAAAUUUGUGUAUUAUAUACCGUUUUUUCUAA
This is a messenger RNA of Glycine soja, 710 nucleotides long. RefSeq lists its product as uncharacterized. Lineage: Eukaryota; Viridiplantae; Streptophyta; Magnoliopsida; Fabales; Fabaceae. The transcript has a single exon. Bases 71 to 382 code for a protein of 103 amino acids. The record is from RefSeq and is a predicted model, not a curated record.